Messenger RNA from Pipistrellus nathusii (Nathusius's pipistrelle), 1260 nucleotides. The record is from the annotation of a GenBank genome assembly. Lineage: Eukaryota; Metazoa; Chordata; Mammalia; Chiroptera; Vespertilionidae.
AUGAAUAGAGGCUUCUCUCGCAAGAGCCACGCAUUCCUGCCCAAGAUCUUCUUCCGCAAGAUGUCAUCCUUAGGGGCCAAGGACAAGCCCGAGCUGCAGUAUCCCUUCCUGCAGGACGAGGAGACGGUGGGCACGCUGCAGGAGUGCAAGACACUCUUCAUCGUGCGUGGCCUGCCGGGGAGCGGCAAGUCCACGCUGGCCCGGGCCAUCACGGACAGGUACCGGGACAGCACCAAGACGCUGUCCGCCGAUGCCUACAAGAUCACGCCCGCCCGAGGCGGCUUCUCGGAGGAGUACAAGCGGCUGGACAAGGACCUGGCCGACUGCUGCCGCCGGGACAUCCGGGUCCUCGUGCUGGACGACACCAACCACGAGCGGGAGCGCCUGGAGCAGCUCUUUGAGAUGGCCGACCAGUACCAGUACCAGGUGCUGCUGGUGGAGCCCAAGACGGCGUGGCGGCUGGACUGCGCCCAGCUCAAGGAGAAGAGCCAGUGGGGGCUGUCGGUGGACGAGCUGAAGAAGCUGAAGCCCGCGCUGGAGAAGGACUUCCUGCCGCUCUACUUCGGCUGGUUCCUGACCAAGAAGAGCUCGGAGACCCUCCGCAAGGCUGGCCAGGCCUUCCUGGACGAGCUGGGCAACAACAAGGCCUUCAAGAAGGAGCGGCAGCACUUUGCCCCUGGGGACGAGCACAGGGAGAAGGUUGACCUGGCCGCCUACUUUGGGAAGAGACCUCCCGGCGUGCUGCACUGCACAGCCAAGUUCUGUGACUACGGGAAGGCCGCCGGGGCUGAGGAGUACGCCCAGCAGGAUGUGGUGAAGAAGUCUUACUCCAAGGCCUUCACGCUGACCAUCUCUGCCCUCUUUGUGACGCCCAAGACCACGGGCGCCCGGGUGGAGCUGAGCGAGCAGGAGCUGCCGCUGUGGCCCAAUGACGUGGACAGGCUGUCUCCCUCUGACAGCCUGCCCCUGGGCAGCCGCGCCCACAUCACCCUAGGCUGCGCGGAGGGCGUGGAGGCCGUGCAGACUGGCAUCGACCUCCUGGAGAUUGUGCGGCAGGAGAAGGGGGGCAGCCGAGGAGAGGAGGUGGGUGAGACACCCCGGGGCAAGCUCUUCUCCUUGGGCAAUGGGCGCUGGAUGCUGAACCUGACUAAGAAUCUGAAGGUCAGGGCCAUCUUCACGGGCUACUAUGGGAAGGGCAAGUCUGUGCCCACACAGGGCGGUCGCAAGGGGGGUGUCUUUCAGUCCUGCACCAUCAACUGA